AUGACACUAAGGAAGAAGCUUAAUUUGAAGCUGUCCAAGAAAUAUUAUGGGCAUUUCAAGGUGAUUGAGAGGCUAGGAGAUGUGGCAUAUAGGUUGGAACUUCCUUCCACAUCAAAAUUACACCUGGUUUUUCAUGUGAUCGUGUUAAAAAAGGGAGUUGGUGACCCUAAGCUCAUUGUGGAAGAGUUGCCAAAGUUUGAUGAAGAGGGGAUGAUGUUUUUGCAAUCAAAGGAAGCACUUGAUUAUAGAGUGAACACACGAGGAAGAAAGAGGAGAAAGAUGUGGCAAGUAUUGAUCCAAUGGGGUGGAGUGCCGAGAGAAGAAGCCACUUGGGAAGACUAUGAGGAUAUGGUGUCGAAGUUUCCUCAAUUUAUCCUUGAGGGCAAGGAUGUGCUUGAAGGGAGGGGGAAUGUUAGACCCUCGAGAAAAGUUACCCCGGGACAAGCCUCGACACACUCACUGACAUGCCUAGUCGACCCCCAUGGUGAGCCAUCAGCAUGCCAUGGCCCAUGCCAUGGCAAGCCCACGGACCAGCCAGCCAACAGCUCGGCCAUGGUGAGGCUGUUGGCCUCCCCUUGGUGCCGCACAGCAUGCACCAGCAUGUUGGCAAGGUUAGUGGGCUAG
This is a messenger RNA of Carya illinoinensis, 624 nucleotides long. RefSeq lists its product as uncharacterized. Bases 1 to 624 code for a protein of 207 amino acids. The record is from RefSeq and is a predicted model, not a curated record. NCBI's taxonomy places the organism in Eukaryota, Viridiplantae, Streptophyta, Magnoliopsida, Fagales, Juglandaceae. The transcript has a single exon.